UCGCAGCAUGGCGACCAGCGACUCCAGCGCGAGCUACAGAAUGACCGAGGGCAUACCUGGGACCUUGAGCACCGCUGUGCGUGAGCAUUUGCGGAAGCUGUGUCUGCGUGAAUUCCCAUGUGGCACCGGGAGCUGGAAUAAGUCACGCUUUCUUCCUCAAACAUGGCGAGCCUGGAGGGACUUGGUCCCCAAGGAGGAGGAGACUGUGAGUGCUGGCGAGGAGACUGUGGAGGCCCUGCUGGGUCUGGUCCGCAGCAAGCAUUCUCCGUGGGCCUUGAUGAAGGGCUCCAGCGCUGAGGACCAUUUCCUGAGAGAGCUGGCCAUCCAGCAUCCGCUGAUGAUCAAAGACACUUUCUUCUACUCCUACUUUCGGUCCCUGCGGGUGGUGGACAAGGGGGUGAGUCUGGUGGACAAAGAUCUCUUGAAAUUUCUAAAACUGGAGGAGCUGGUUCUGAGCGCCAACAAAAUUGAGGAAAUCGAUGCUAACAAUCUGCCCCCAACAUUGAAGGUGCUGGAGCUCUAUGGCAACUUGAUCACCAGCAUGGAGUGUCUGUGCUCACCUGCACCCCCGAACCUGCAGCACUUGGGGCUAGGCCACAACAAACUGCAGGGCCCUUUGGAGAGUCUGUAUGUCACCUCCAGAAACUGGCCCCAGCUCGUCUCCCUGGACCUGAGCUUCAACGAGCUGACGGACUUGCAGAGCAUGAUAGCGGGUCUCAGCACCUUGAAGCACCUGAGGCUGCUAGUGCUGCAGGGAAACCCACUGGCCCUGGUUCCUUACUACCGUGGCUUUAUCGUGGACAGCCUGGCACGCCUCUGUGUGCUGGAUGACAUCACCGUGUCUCCCAGCGAGAAGCACCAGUUCCGGGGGCUCAGCAUUCAUGGUGACCUGUUGGCACGUGAGGCACAGUUUCUGGUGACCAUUGGCAAUGUCAGGGGUGUUAUUGACAGCUCUGUCUUGGACCCAGAGCCGGGACCUGAAGGCCCUUUCAUCAGCUACAGCUAUUAUGUGACCUACGACUUUGUGGAAGACGAGGAUGGCGAAAGGAAUGUGCUCGCCAGCACGAUGGCAGAGACCCAUCCCGACAGUGCCCUGGCUGAGAUGGUCGAGCCCUCCUCCAGCGUGGAGCAGUUAGAUGAGGAGGGUGGCGAGGACCAGCAAGAGGUUCUGCUGGAGGACCACCAUGGGGUCCAGCGCCAGACCCGGCCAGCUCGACAGGUCCGCCGUCAGAGGAUUCGCUCAGAGUCUCCUGAGGUCAUGUCCAAGGAGUUGUCUGAGUUUAUAGCUGAGGAGAUGAAUCAGAUGGCCGAGGACUCCGGAGAGUCUGGGAUAACAGAUAUGGAGUCGGAGACAACCAUUUCCAUCCGCUCUGCCCCACUACCACAGUCAGUUGACUCAUCGGAAGAGCUGUCAAAGCUACGGCCACGCAUAGACCCACGGCUCUGUCCGUCCCCAGGGACAGUUCUCUUCAGCACUGUCCGAAAGCCCUGGACUGACGUCAUACCUUGUAACUAUGAGAUGAAGCACACCCUCAAGGAGCUGGUGCGGGUCAAGAACUUCCUGCUGGCAGGGACCACCGUGACCAUUGUAGAAGAGAAGAUUCUAUCCUGGCCUGUGAUGCCCACUCCUGUUGAGAGUCCCUUGCCUGCCAAGAAAGGGAAAGGAGACAAGAAAGAGAAGGAGAAAGAGAAAGAGAAAGAGAAAGAGAAAGGGAAGAAACAGAAGGCAGAGGAGGCUGCCAAGGAAAAGGACAAAAAGGGGCUCAAGAAGAAAAAGGAGCCGCCCAAGGAGCUGCGCCAGGACCCGCCCGUGCUGCGCGUGCUGGGUAGCGGCCUGGUGUACCUGGAGCCCUUGCUGGCAGGGGACUCAGCGGUGACCACUGUGUGUAAUUUUGGGGUGAUCCGCACCAUGGAAUCUGACAGAUUGACUCAUGCCAGGGAUUCAAAGAAGAUAAAGAAAGUUCCCAAAAAAGGUAAGAGCCAGCAGCCGCCACUGAGGGCAGGGUGGGGAUUGAGCCCAUGGGACCAUAGGAAUGAGGGGACUGAGAAUGGCUUCCAGCCAGCACAGAAGCAAGCCCAGAAUCAUCCUGAAGCGUGGCUGCAGUUGCAGGCUGUGUGUGCUGGAAAGGCCGGGGUGGGUGAGGCCUGGCCCAGCCCUGCCCUGCCUUCCCACCCUGCAUUUCUCAGCCAGGUUUGUCUUACGUCUGAGCUUUCUAGCUUCCUUCUUUCGCCCCCUCCAACCGUCCCCGCUUUCUUCUGCCUACCUGGAUAGCCCAGGCUGGCCUGGAACUCAGGAUGUCUGUGUUAGAUUUGAGAGUUUUUGCUGUUGUUGUUGAGACAGGGUUCUUUCACCCUGAUCAGCCUGGAACUCACAAUUAGUGGGGUGCCAUUAAAGUACUUAGAGAUUCAUUCAUUCAGUGCUUUUAAUAGAAAAACUUCACCAAGCAGUGGUGGCGCACACCUUUAAUCCCAGCACU
Messenger RNA from Myodes glareolus (Bank vole), 2477 nucleotides. Lineage: Eukaryota; Metazoa; Chordata; Mammalia; Rodentia; Cricetidae. The record is from RefSeq and is a predicted model, not a curated record.